AUGCAAGCGCCGAACCAGCGCUUUCACGAGCAGCUGGUUACCGUGGUGGAGCGGUUCACCUCGGAGGUGGUGCUGGGACCCGGCGCGCUCAUCAUCGGGAACGAGAACCUGGUUGUCAAGGCUGUCGCCUGGUCGCCCAAGCUGCUCUCUCAGGACCAAGGUUUCCUCAGCUUCUCGCUGCGCUCCAACGGUGACCACUACCUGCACGAAGGCUUCGCCGGCGACGGGGACGAGCAGGAUGGCGGAAACAACAUCGUGAUCACCAUCCCGUUCGAGGCGCUGUCUAUGGCCAUCAACAGCUCUUUCCUAGCCGCUGGCGAGGCCUACCGACCCAUCCAUGAAGUGGAGAAGGGACCACGCAUCGCGUUCAUCUCGUACCGAAACGACAAGUUCUUCCGGCCAGCUCGCUAUAGUCCUGCGUCCCUGGUCAGCACAGGGCAAGUCGUGCUGUCAGCCAAGAUUGGUAACGGCAAGAUUGAAAAUCUCACCGAUCCCUUGAUCUACCCGUAUCCGACUUAUAAGGCCGAAUGAUGCGUCUG
Molecule: messenger RNA, 539 nt
Organism: Dermacentor andersoni
Lineage: Eukaryota; Metazoa; Arthropoda; Arachnida; Ixodida; Ixodidae
Source: RefSeq, a predicted model, not a curated record